This is a messenger RNA of Aspergillus clavatus NRRL 1, 1257 nucleotides long. RefSeq lists its product as uncharacterized. Gene Ontology annotation, cellular component: Golgi membrane. Gene Ontology annotation, biological process: GPI anchor biosynthetic process. Gene Ontology annotation, molecular function: glycosyltransferase activity. The record is from RefSeq and is a predicted model, not a curated record. The coding region runs from base 1 to 1257 and encodes 418 amino acids. NCBI's taxonomy places the organism in Eukaryota, Fungi, Ascomycota, Eurotiomycetes, Eurotiales, Aspergillaceae. The transcript has a single exon.
AUGCCGUUCUUCAACAAGAAUCAAAGGCUUCUUCUAGUCGCCUUUGCCGUCUUCUAUUUUCUCCUCCUUAUCUUCUGCCACUUCAAUUCCGCACGCGACCCUGGUUCGUUCUUCUUUCGCCCUGAUGAAGGCUAUCGACCGCAUUAUAGCGUCAGGAGAAUCAAAGAGUCCCUCGAUUUCGUAUCCCGUUUCAAUCAGUCCAGCACGUAUCCCGAAGCAUCCGCGAAGGCCCCCACUUCGGCUGAAGGCGGCUCGAGCAUCUGUGCCGGCAUUGUCACCGUGAAGCGGCCCUUGCAGCAGAAUCUCGACGUCACCGUUGGUUCGCUGCUUGAUGGUCUCUCGGCGAAGGAACGUGCAAACAUCGUAAUCCAUGUGCUCUUUGCGCUCAGCGCUCCUUCGGAUCACCCAGACUUUAGGCAACCAUGGACUUCCAACGUCAUAGACCGCGUUCUCACCUAUAAAGAUCUCGGCGCUGACGAGCAACAAAUGGAAGAGUGGGAGAGAAAGAAGAAUAUCAAGGAAAAGUCGCUGAUCGACUAUCAGCUGUCCCUGAGAUCAUGCUACGAGGAUACCAAGGCCCGGUGGAUCCUCCUGCUGGAAGAUGACGUGGUGGCACAACGGAGAUGGUACCGUCAUACCCUGAAGAGUCUGGAACAGGUCAAGCAAUGGUCAGAUCGCGGGACGGUCAAGGACUGGCUGUACCUGCGCCUUUUUUAUACCGAAAAAUUCCUCGGUUGGAACUCGGAGAAUUGGCCCACUUAUCUGAUCUCCAGCGUUGCGGUUGUUUCAGCUAUCGCUUUGACAGGUGUCUGUGCACGACGGCGGACACGACCCAUGCAAGGGAUAUUGACCAACACAUUCCUUGCCGUCAUCUGUCUGCUAUGCGUCCCACUUCUCAUCAGCCUGUAUUUCUUGGCCGGCCGUGCGACCGUUCUUCCGAUGCGGCCUGGGGUGCAUCUUAUGAACAGUCACGGUUGUUGCUCGCAGGCACUGCUCUUCCCUCGAGAAAAGGCUCCUUUGCUCAUCAAUCACCUGAAAGAGAUCCAGACCGUCAGACCCAAGCCGGUGGAUAGUGUCAUUGAGAUGCUCGCAGAUCAGAAAGGGUUGGACAGAUUAGUCAUAUCGCCCUCCCAGAUGCAACACGUCGGCGCGGCCUCAUACAAAGAGAACCGCCAGUCUUAUGACUGGGGCGGACCGUAUACUGUCAAGGGUGCCCAUGGCGUGUGGAGCAUGGGCUUUGAGAAGGCCUAUGAUUGA